Molecule: messenger RNA, 683 nt
Organism: Didymodactylos carnosus
Lineage: Eukaryota; Metazoa; Rotifera; Eurotatoria; Philodinida; Philodinidae
Source: the annotation of a GenBank genome assembly
AUUGAUCAAACACCAUUGUUCUAUCGAGUUUUCAAUACCGAAUAAGAAAAGAGUAUUUUGAAAUUUGCAUAGUUGUCAGAUAUUCAACUUUUUUUGAACCUGAAAGACUUUUCGGCUUUUUAGAUUCGAAAUGCUCUCUCUAUCCAAUAGUGUAUAAUCAAUUCGAAAUAAAAAGUUUGCUUUAAUUUUUGCAUUGUGCGUACCUUAACAUAAAUGGGUUUGAGUUAACGGAGUGAUUUUUUUUAACGGGACAACGUGAUGUAGUACGUAAUUAAUUCUUCUACCAUAUAGAUAGUGGUAAACAUACAGAUGGUGAUAAUGGUGUUAUUGCUCUUAUUGCAGAACAAAAUAAAGAGUUGAUUGAAAAAUAUGACAAAUUAUUAAAACAUUUAGCAGAUUUGAACUUAAAUUCAUAUGAUGAUUUAGAUAAACAUGAUCAACAAAAAAUUGUUAGUUUAGCAGAAAAAACCGAAGCAAUGUCUGGCAUGACUGAUGUUAAUAGUAUUGGUUUAUUUGGUUUAACAGCAGUUGGUAAAAGUACAAUGAUUAAUUCCUUACUAGGUAAGCAGAUGGCUGAAGUUGGUUUAAGUGAAACAACAAUAGAAUUUUCUGGUUAUAAUGGUACAAAUUGUGUUUUUUAUGACGUACCUGGUAGAAAUGCUAUAGAUUUCAUCUCUUGUUAA